AUGGCUUUGGUUCAGAAAUUUGGGAAGCCAGAUCUUUUUAUAACCAUGACCUGUAACCAAUCAUGGCUUGAGAUUAAAGAAAAUAUGCUACAAUCGGAUGAAACUCAGAAUAGGCCUGAUCUUAUUGCUCGUGUGUUCCAUGCAAAGUUAGAAAUUAUGAAAGAAGAGUUAUUCAAGAAACAUAUAUUUGGAGAAGUAGCGGCAUAUACUAAUGUUAUAGAAUUUCAAAAAUAUGGUUUGCCUCAUGCUCACUUUCUAAUUAUCCUCAAGUCUGCUUUCAAACUCUAUACAACGGAAGAUUAUGAUCGUAUAGUUUCUGCAGAAAUACCUGAUCAAGCACAAAAUGAGCAUCUAUUUAGAAUGGUUAAGAAGCAUAUGAUGCACGGGCCGUGUG
Coffea eugenioides is the source of this 394-nucleotide messenger RNA. RefSeq lists its product as uncharacterized. The transcript has a single exon. Lineage: Eukaryota; Viridiplantae; Streptophyta; Magnoliopsida; Gentianales; Rubiaceae. The annotation marks the transcript as partial. The record is from RefSeq and is a predicted model, not a curated record.